Molecule: messenger RNA, 252 nt
Organism: Alligator sinensis (Chinese alligator)
Lineage: Eukaryota; Metazoa; Chordata; Crocodylia; Alligatoridae
Gene: NHLH2
Product: nescient helix-loop-helix 2
Exons: 2
Coding region: 1-252 (83 amino acids)
Biological process (GO): regulation of transcription by RNA polymerase II
Molecular function (GO): DNA-binding transcription factor activity, RNA polymerase II-specific; RNA polymerase II cis-regulatory region sequence-specific DNA binding; protein dimerization activity
Source: RefSeq, a predicted model, not a curated record
AUGAUAGUGAUAGUAACAAUGAUGAUGAUGAUGAGCCGCGAGGAGAGGCGGCGGCGGCGGCGGGCCACGGCCAAGUACCGCUCGGCCCACGCCACGCGCGAGCGCAUCCGCGUGGAGGCCUUCAACCUGGCCUUCGCCGAGCUGCGCAAGCUGCUGCCCACGCUGCCCCCCGACAAGAAGCUGUCCAAGAUCGAGAUCCUGCGCCUCGCCAUCUGCUACAUCUCCUAUCUCAACCACGUGCUGGACGUGUAG